Messenger RNA from Penicillium maclennaniae, 648 nucleotides. RefSeq lists its product as uncharacterized. The record is from RefSeq and is a predicted model, not a curated record. NCBI's taxonomy places the organism in Eukaryota, Fungi, Ascomycota, Eurotiomycetes, Eurotiales, Aspergillaceae. The transcript has a single exon. Bases 1 to 648 code for a protein of 215 amino acids.
AUGCUUACCGCACCCGUUGUCCUCAAAGCUGCGCUUGCCUUGAUGAUCAUCUUGCAUACCAACCACACACAUGCACUGUUUCUCAAUCUUGAAGCGCAGAGGGCCAGGUUACCAUUCCUUCGGGAGAAUCUUCCUUUUGAGUCUGUUCAUGAGGCUGCAGAUGUAUCCGGGCCCACAUUUGGAGGGGUUCUGAACUUGGUGAAAUUUGAGCCAACAGAAACGGUACUUGAGUACCUGACAAGGAUUCAGAAGGAUCAGGAGAACCUUACAAAAUAUGCGAAUGUUCCAUGGCACGAAUUGUCUCGGCAAACAGGCCAUCCGAUGGAAGAUAUAUUGCCUGUAGUCGCAGAAUCGAUGAUCUUUAAUUGGAUGGCCGGCCUUGGACCUGCUGUUCUGGGAGAAAACCCGUAUCGUCAUAUGGCAGUCACACAGACGCAUAUUCGAACCAAGCUGGGUAUGUUAGCAAGUGCUGGAGCUGGAGGUAAAGAUGGCGGUCAGAUCGUACUUUUUUUCCAGGGUGCUUUGGCGAAUGUGUCCUCACUGUGGGUGGAGCGUGCCGCGGAAGAAAUGAAGAACAUCGCGCUGUGGUUGGCAGAUGAAACUUCUUUGCAAACUCAGGUUGGAGAGUUCACGAAGCAUGUUACUUAG